GCAAGGGAACAAGUGACUCGUUUGUUGAUAAUUGUGGACUUGGGCUAUAUAAAUGUCAAGUGAUGAAGUUACACCAUAACGCUGACUGAAUCCAGUUAAGAACUGGAUUGCGCCGACAGAAAUGGAUAGAGAUACGAAAUAUUUAUUACGAAAGAUUGUAAUUGACGUUCUGUGCUUAUUUACAGUUGGUUUCCCAAUUCUUCUGUUCUACUAUUUUGGAAAACCCUUCGAGAGGGGCUUCUACUGUGACGAUGAGUCUCUCAAAUAUCCAUUUAAGCCAUCAACCGUUACUAGUCCGAUGCUAUACUUGGUGGGAAUGUUUUUGCCUAUUACUUCGUUUGUUGUUACUGAAUUCAUACACUAUAGACAGUCAAAUGGACAAGUGGCAAGAACAUUCUAUGGCAGAGCAAUUCCACCCUGGAUUUGGUCAUCAUAUAAAACGAUAGGAGUGUUUGGAUUUGGAGUUGCAUGUUCCCACUUGACAACAGACAUCGCAAAAUAUGUUAUAGGACGUCUGCGGCCGCAUUUCUUUGCCGUAUGUGUGCCAAAUAUUAACUGUACAGAGCCGAAAUAUAUGCACAAAUACAUUGAGGAAUUUACUUGCACUGGUGACCACCCAGAGUUAUUCAAAGAAGUCAGGUUGUCUUUUCCAUCAGGACAUUCUUCAUUUUCAGCAUAUACAAUGAUAUAUUUAGUAUUGUACCUGCAAGCCCGGAUGACAUGGAAAGGCUCCAAACUGUUGAAACACUUCUGUCAGUACAUUUGUUUAUUAAUAGCUGUGGGCACAGCCUUGUCUCGCGUUUCUGACUAUAAACAUCACUGGAGUGAUGUACUCGCUGGGUUUCUUCAGGGAGCUGUUUUUGCAGUGUCUGUGGUGCUGUUCAUUUCUGACUUGUUUCCAGUGAAACACAAUCCAGCACUUCCUGUACCAGAUAUGGAUAUAGAUCCUCCAAGCCAUACAGGAAAUGUUUCAGUGAAAGUAAUAUGAGACGUCUGAUUAUUGUCUUCAAAAUGACUUACUAUGAAUUAGCAGUGGGCUUCCAAAAUUGUAUGAAAGGCUACAUAUAUACAUUGUCAGUUGUAUGGGAAUAGAGAAUUACCAAUGCUACAACAGCAAUAAAAAUAAAUGGGAAGAGUAUAUCUAUGAACAGGUGAAACAAUGAUCUGGCUGCAAUAUCAAAAGUGACACACACACACACACACACACACACAAACACACACAAAAGCAAUCAGUGAAUCUUGAGCUUGAGAACUGGAGGUGUCUUCCUGAAAAAUCUUUAGACUUUUUCUGGAGGAGGAGCAACAUUGGGAGUGUGUGAAAUAGAUUGUGUCACUCAGACUACUGUGCCAAAGACUUCCAGAAAUUGCUUCCCCAUUGCAUGUCCUAACUCCUUGGCUUUUAUAACAAUUAUGUUUUCUUACAUUUUGCAGAAGAUGCUUUCUACCCUAAAGCUCAAGAUUUUAUUAUUUUAACAAAUGCAGUGGAUCUGUAUAGUUUUUUUAAUUGUUUUUAGACUCCAUUUGGCUUAACAGUUUCUUAUUAUGAAUACAAUAUGUUGAACUUUAAUGUUAAGACAGGAUAUAUAUCUUCACCAUGUAUCUUUGUCAUAUUGCAUAUGUUGGUAGCAACUUUUAAGUUUCAUCCACAAAAGAAACUACUGUCUAAUAGAGAUGGGUAGAUUGUCAAUAAAAAUUACUGUCUAAUUCAGAUCAUUCUGUUCUGUCUAGUGAUUUACUUCCACAAUAGCUUUUUAUAGAACUACAUAAUAAUUCUAAGAGCAUUUGUUGCAAACUGUUAUAAAAUGUAGUGCAUUUUGUUCCAAUUUGUGACAGAAGCAGUACAGAUUACUAUUAUUGUUAUUAUUAUUAUUAUUAUUAUUAUUAUUAUUAUUAUUAUUGUCAUCUUAUUUAGGGAUAAUUUUGGGCAAUUAAUAUAGAGUUACCAAAUAUAAAAGAGCAAUUGUACCAGCAGGCUCAGAGAAAAGUACAAGUGAAAUUGGUUACAAGUUCCAUCCAUCCUCAUGACUCUGUUGUUUUUCUCUUGCAGCUCCCAUAGUUGUAUGAAAACUAGGUCAGUGGUAGAAUUCAGUAUUAAGCAACCUAGAGAGAAAAUGAUUGCAAAGAUCAUUCAAUUUUAUGUGUACAGUCUAUUACAGAGUAGCCAUAUGUGACUGUGUGAUAAGUAUUAUUAAAAUGGUGAAGGAAGUGACUACUGUGAACUGAUAGAUACACCAGAAUUGCAAUGUUUUGGUGUUGUAUGUACAUAUAAUACAAAAGACAUACUUGUACAGAAGAAUGUACUAAGUUUUAUAUAAUAUUUUAAUUUCAUCCACUUAGCUUUUUCAAAUUUUUGGUGGUGAAAGUUUAGUUAUAGCAAAAUGAUGUCACUUUUCAGCUCUUAUUUCAGUGUAGUUCAUUUGAUAUCAGUAUGAAUAACUUUUAUAUUUUCAUAUUUCUUCUGAAAUUUAUUUUCUAAGCUAUACUUGAACCACUGCCAUGUCAUCUUUUACAUCAAACUCAAGUCUUUCUGAGGUGAUAUCGUAACUGAAAUUACACUUUGUAUUGCUAGAUUAAAAGUAUGUUUUAUUUAUUUUAUUUGAUAGAUAUUCAACAUUUCAUUCAAGCUCUUUCUCGUAGUGUCAUUAACUGUUUCAACAUUAUGUGGAUUGUUGCACUAUGAAACACUUCCAACAUCAUUGUACUGUACUUAAAAAGCUCACUGGCAGACUUUUGGCAUGUGAAACUCUUUUUCUAUGUUCAGGUAAAAAUAUAUAUAAAUUGGUUUGUUUUUAUACAUUGCUUUCACUGUGGUAUUGAAGUUGGUCAGCCACAUCGAAAUAAGAUUGUGAAGGAACAGUGCUAUUUUCUGACUUUUGUUUCAGUCUGUUAUAUUGUUUUCGCCUAGCAAAAACUUUCCAAUUAGUUUUUGUAUGUAGCUUGUAAUAAUUUCAGACUUAACAGCUGUGUUUUCUGUUGUGAGUAAAAAAUUCAUUCAGUUUGCUGUAAAUAUUUCUUCACAUUUGAGAUACUUACCUGGUCAUACUGUGCAUUGUCAUAGUUUUGUUCACUCAAAUUCAUUUGAGUUAGUUGAUGUCUUAACAGCAUACACAGAAUGAAGAAAGAACACUGUUGAUUGUGGUAACAUGCGUUGAGCCUGUAUGUGAUUUAUUUAUGUAAAUAUAAAUUGUCAGAUGCAGUAAUUUCCUAAUGACAAACUUUUUAUGUCAUGUGUAGCUUAAAUACAAAAUGUAAUUGUGAGAUAUGUUAGUAACAUAAAGUAAUUUUAAUAACUGUUUAAUAUUAGCGUAAUUCAGAUCAGAAUUUAUUCUAUAAAAAAGCAAUUAUUGUGAAAUAAAAUUUGAGGAAAAUCUGUUGAAGGACAGGUUUGUGUUACAUACACUCUUUAACAGUAAUGUAAUAGUAUUAACCAUACUUAUUAUUAACAUAUGGCUAUUUUUAAAAUAAUUCAAUGACAGGGUAAAGUAUAAUUUCUGUAUUGCUUUAAACACAUAACAAACAUGUUCCUAAAUGUUUAUUUACUUUUUUUGAACUAGUGACAGAGAGAGAAAUUAAUUAAGCAACAGUUCAUAUUUCGGGAAGUAAAGCUGCUGGCUUUUGUAAGCUGAACGUGUAUCUCCAUUUUGUGGCAUUCUUUUAUAAUUUAUAGUUAAUAUGGCAACAUCCUCCAGGUGCCCUCCAACUUGUAGGUACAGGUUUGGUGGAGUAUUUAUAGGUUACAAGUUUUAUUGCUACAUAGACUUCACUGUUAUUAUUUUGAGGAUUUGUAGUGUUUAUUUUUAAAUGUUCACCAUCUUGUGACAUAAACACUAAGUAACAUGGGAUUCCAUUUGCUGAAGUAUUAUCUAAUUAAGUGAAAAACGUUUUUUUGUAAAGAAUUUUUUAUUAGUAUAGAUCUCUUCUUAAUGUGUUAGAACCACGUUAAAUGUCUUUUAAGUAACUGUUAGUAUUACAAAUGACUGAUUAGGGUGUUUGGUUGUGAAUUGUAGCGUUCUAACACCUUCAGCAGCCUAAUUCAGAUGUCAGUUAUUUAAAUAAUUCACAGUAUGAAGAACUGAAAAUAUUUUGUGAUGGUCUGAUUAUCCUGUACAAUUGUACUGGUACAGCUAUUUCACUAUUAAUAAGUUUUCUUAACAUUUUUUAAAAUGAUCAUUAUAUGUUAUUUUAUAUUUAUAACAGGGCUAGUGUAUGGUGUUAUAUCUUGUCACUUUUAUGUGACAUACCUUUUUAUGUUAAUAACUGUGAAUGACCGUUAUCAGAUAAUGAAUUGCAAUAAUCCAAGAUACUGUGAAAGUGUAUUAACUGUAACUUAAGUCCCGCUUUUCUGCAAGCAGUGGUGCUCUCUUCAGAAUAUUUUAAUAAUGUAGGCAAUUGUUGUAUGCUUUUAGUUCUUUUUAAUGAAGAAAGACACACAUUCUGAUUGAAAGUAUGUUUUAUAAGAUAUUGCCUAUCUAGCAUUUCAGUAAGUAACAGUAACUAAACAAACUUUCAUUCACUUAUAAAUUUCUAGCAGGUUAGCUUGUUGAUGAACUUAUAUAUGAAUUAAUUUUACAGAAAACUGAACCAUCUGUUCUAGUCUGAAACUGUGUGUGUAUAUAUUAUUAUUGUACACAAAGAGUGGUUGUUGUGAAAAAAUAAUGACUUAGAAAUUACAAUUAUUGUGCUUUGAAGUGGACAAGGAAAACCAUUUGACUUCCAUGUAGUGUAUUACUAGUUUUUGUAAAAGAAAGUUCUAUUCAGAUUGUUAUAUCUUGUUCAAUAAAUUCUUCAUUAUUUAGAAUAUCUUGUUCUUUGUGAGUGCCCUGUUGUAUUGAAAGAAGUAAUAAAUGAUAACAAGCACUCAUGUGCAUCUCAUUAACAACAUGGAAACAGGGCUUUAGGAGGAUUAAACAUUCAAAUGGGGUGAUUUCUUUGAUAAAUAAAAUAAAAUAAAAACAUUGUUUUUCUUUUCCAUCCUUUAUGCUGUAUUGUCUUAUUUUCCAUCUCAAAUUUGAAGUAAUUUUUUUUGCUUGACUUCCAAUUUGUCAAUAACCACAUUUAUUUUCCUUUUACUGUAUUGUAUGGUUACAACUGCAAAGAAGAAUCAACUUAAUUUCCACUAUUCCUCAUGGUUUAACUUGUUUCCUUCUUUGUAAAUAAUUUAGGAGUAAAGGAAACAACCGACCAUGCCUGUACAUGAUUCUGAACUGUUAUUUGGUGAGUUGUUUCCCUCACUCCUAAAUUAUUUACAGUGUGCCAGAAUUUUCCACACUAUAUUUAUUUUCUACUUUGUCUUUGUAUUUUACAAGAAAUGAGACUUCUAGUCAGUAGCUAACUCUUGUAGUACUUCUACAUCUACAUGGAUACUCUGCAAAUCACAUUUAAGUGCCUGGCAGAGGGUUCAAUGACCCGCCUUUACAAUUCUCUGUUAUUCCAAUUUCGUAUAGCACACGGAAAGAACGAACACCUAUAUCUUUCCGUGUGAGCUCUGAUUUCCCUUGUAGGAAAAUGCUCACAUCUAUUGUAGUUGACAUUUCUGUGAGACACAUCAUCUAAUGAGGUGUUUCUUCCACAAUUCUGGAAAGUAUUACAUGAUUAUCAACCAAAGAAAUUAUUUUUUGUGUAAUAUCCAGUCAUAUACAAAAAUGAUGUGAGAAUUCAUAAUUAAUGGUAUGAUACCUAUCUGAGGUACACACCUAAUCCAAGCAUCCCCACAGAAUUGUACAAGGGCAGCACUGCCUUUGAUUACAUUUUAUUGAAGUAUGUAAGAAAGGUUCUUCAUCUAUAUCUACAUCUAUACUCUGCAAACCACUGUGAGAUGUAUGGCAGAGGAUAUGUCCAUUGUACCAGUUGUUAGGGUUUCUUCCCGUUCCAUUCACAUAUGGAGCAGGGGAAGAAUGAAUGUUUGAAUCCUUCUGUGCAUGAGUGAUACAUAGGGGCUUGUAGUAUAUUGCUAGAGUCAUCAUUUAAAGUCCGUUCUUGAAACUUUGGUAAUAGACUUUCUUAACUUGGGACCAUUCGUGGUGCUCUUCUCUAUAUAUGUUCAAUAUCUCCAUUUAGUCUUAUUUGGCUUGGGCCCCACCCACUUGAGCUAUAUUCUAGAAGCAGUGACAUUAGUGAUAUUUAAACAAUCCCCUUUGUAGACUGAUUGCAUUUCCCCAGUAUUCUACCAAUAAACUGAAGUCUACCAUCUGCAUUACCCACAACUGAGCCUGUGUGAUCGUCAGGAUGAAACUGGGGGAAAAUAAAGACGGAAAAGACUUCCUGUUAUCAAGUGAUAAUAAACUGACAACACACAGAUGACAACAGUAAAGUUACCUGGAAGUGUAGAGGUUGCCUUAAGCCAAGCCACCUGAAAAAGGGUAGGGUGAAGCCAAGGCACCUGGAAAGGGCUAGAGUAAGUAGCAUUAUUAUAAGGUUAUUCAAGAAAGUUAUUGUAAACUCAAGCAAAUGAGAACAGAGUUGAAAGAAAUGCCAGCAAGAAUAUGUUGGCAACACUGAUACUGUAAACAUCCGUAAAACUUUUGAGGGCUGCUAAUUUUUGAUGUUAGUGAUUAAAAAGCUGCUGUAGAAGUGACAGUUAAUUAUAAGUUUAAUUUUGUGCAUCUGUAGCUGUUGUGUUAACAUAUGCGAGUUUACAGUAAUUGAGAUUCAGAUAGUGAACAGAUUCAUCUUGAAAGAUACAAGCUAAUGUCAUACAUAAGUUAGAACCAAUAAGGAGAAAGUCCCACACCUUUCAAGUAAAUGUAUAUUGUGUUGUUGCAUGCAGGAAACACACAAUCUUGCAAUGCUGGCAGUGUACAGACCACUAGCAGGAAGUAUCUUAAGAUUCAUGCUGCAGCUAGAAACAGUUUUAAUAAGGUCAGAAAAACAACAAAAGGAAAAGGAUAUAUUACUACUGACCAUAUAUAGAAGGCAUUGCAUCGCAGAUAGGCACACUGAAAAAGACUGCUAAAAUAUUAAGCUGAAGCUACCGGAGACAGUGGCUAUGUGCACAUGAGUUGUGCGUGUGUGAAUGUGUGUGUGUGUGUGUGUGUGUGUGUGUGUGUGAUUUCUAUUUUGGAAGGAGGACUUUGCCUGAAAACUGAAUAUUUUAGCAGUCUUUUUUCAUCAUGCCUGUUUGUGACUCAACGCCUCCUCUAUCCUUUCCAUAUUGUUAUUGUUCCAAACAGAACUUACCAUUGCUUUUGAUAAGGUUAUGCAGACUUAACUGGUAAGCCAAUGUUUGUGGAGAAUUAAAAGCUGAUUUUUGGCCAGAUAGUAUUGACUGAGAUCAUCUAGAAUUGUUGUUGUUGCUCAGCUUGGGGCAUUUUCCAUUGUAAAAUUCUCCAUGAGGAUUGAAGGACAAAGUGCAAGUGUCAAAUCUGCUUUUAGACCCACCAACCUGUAGUUAUUUAGCUGUAAAACUAAUAGACAGUGGUCAAAUUUUAAUAAAAUAUUCUGACCAGUUAGGUACAGAUCAUAGAAGAAAAGCAUUGUAUUGCUGAAUCAUAAACUGUGAUUUGAUUGUAGUGUUUGAAUAGAAAUUAUAGGAAGACAGCAUUAACUGAAAAUUGAACUCUUUCUCAAACAUAUUCCUACAGCACUUUUGAGUCUUGUUUCCCCCUAAAACAAGUAAGUGCAAAAUUGAACAAAACAAAGGAUAAAGGGUGGAUAACUCCCGGGAUUAAAGUAUCUUGUUCUAGGAAGAGAGAACUCUUUCUACUUCAGAACACAAGCAAUAAUUAAGUUUGAAACUCCCAUUACCAUCAGUAUGAUAUAAUUGUCCACUUUGUCAUUCAAAAAGCAAAAUUUGUGUACUGUGCUAAAAAAAAA
Molecule: messenger RNA, 7812 nt
Organism: Schistocerca serialis cubense
Lineage: Eukaryota; Metazoa; Arthropoda; Insecta; Orthoptera; Acrididae
Product: putative phosphatidate phosphatase
Exons: 7
Coding region: 122-988 (288 amino acids)
Biological process (GO): signal transduction; phospholipid dephosphorylation; phospholipid metabolic process
Molecular function (GO): phosphatidate phosphatase activity
Source: RefSeq, a predicted model, not a curated record